Messenger RNA from Onychostoma macrolepis, 7749 nucleotides. RefSeq names its product dnaJ homolog subfamily C member 13-like. The transcript is spliced from 56 exons. Gene Ontology annotation, cellular component: endosome membrane. Lineage: Eukaryota; Metazoa; Chordata; Actinopteri; Cypriniformes; Cyprinidae. Bases 149 to 6910 code for a protein of 2253 amino acids. Gene Ontology annotation, biological process: receptor-mediated endocytosis; regulation of early endosome to late endosome transport; endosome organization. The record is from RefSeq and is a predicted model, not a curated record.
UUCUGUUCGCUUCGCUUCUGGAUCACUGAGCUGCAGCACCGCGCGUAACGGAGGCCGGCGGGCCGAGGGACGCAACCGAGUCGCUUCUGACAGCACAGAUCCCGGUGAAACCCAGCGGCGAGCUCCGUGUGUGAGGCCCUGCCUGAAGAUGAACGUCCUCAAAGACAACAAAGACUUGGCCUGCUUCUACACGACCAAACACUCCUGGAGGGGGAAGUACAAGCGCGUGUUCUCCGUGGGAACUCACGGCAUCACCACAUACAACCCCACCACACUAGAAGUGACCAACCAGUGGCCUUACGGUGAUAUCUGUGGCAUCGCUCCGGUCGGGAAGGGCCAGGGCACCGAGUUCAACCUCACCUUCCGCAAGGGCAGCGGGAAGAAGUCCGAAACGCUCAAGUUCUCCACCGAGCAUCGCACAGAGCUGCUAACAGAAGCGCUGAGAUUCAGAACAGACUUCUCCGAGGGAAAAAUCACUGGAAGACGCUAUAACUGCUUCAAGCACCACUGGAGCGACGCGCGGAGGAGCGUGUGUUUGGAGGUGACUCCGGGCAGCAUCGAUCAGAUCGACCCUCAGACGAACCGCGUGAUCUGCUCGUACGACUACCGCUGCGUGGAGGGCUUCGCCGAGCUCUGCGACUAUCAGGGAGGCUUCUGUGUGCUGUAUGGAGGCUUCGGCAGGCUGCAUCUGUUUGCGUCCGAGCACCGCGAGGAGAUCAUUCGCAGUGCGAUCGAGCACGCCGGGAACUUCAUCGGCAUCACGCUGCGGCUGCGUAAGGAGCUGCUGAGCUUCGAAGGCUUCCUCGGCGAGCGUCUGGGGAAGUACGGUUCGGACGAGUGCAUCACCUCGCUGACCGAGUUCAUCGUGCAGAAGAUCACGCCGCGGCACGCAGAGCCGGUGAAGAGGAUCCUGGCGCUCACAGAGACGUGUCUGGUGGAGAGAGACCCUGCCUCUUACAACAUCGUCACCGUCAAGCCCUUCGGAGAGGUGUUCGCUCUGAUCUGUGACGCAGACAAUCCUCAGGUGUUCACCGUGGAGUUCAUCCGUGGUCAGAUCCGGAAGUACUGCUCCACUGAAAGGGACUCUCUGCUGGCGAGUCUGCUGGACGGCGUGCGGGCGUCGGGGAACAGGGACGUGUGUGUGAAGAUGGUCCCCACACACAGGGGCCAGCGCUGGGGCCUCCUCAGCAUGCCUGUGGACGAGGAGGUGGAGAGCCUGCACCUGCGCUUCCUCGCCGCUCCUCCCAAUGGUAAUUUUGCAGAUGCAGUGUUCAGAUUUAACGCCAACAUCUCUUACAGUGGAGUAUUACACGCCGUCACUCAGGACGGUCUGUUCUCAGAGAACAAAGAGAAACUGAUCAACAAUGCCAUCCUGGCGCUCUUAUCUCAAGAUGUGGAUCUGCCGGGACCCAACUCUGAGCUGGAGGCCCAGUUCCAGGCCAUCAGGCGUCUGGUGGCGUCCAAAGCCGGGUUCCAGGCCUUCACACAGCUGCCAAAGUUUCGAGAGAAGUUGGGAGUGAAAACUGUUAAAGCACUGAAGAGAAACAACAACGGCGUGAUCCAUGCGGCUAUAGACAUGCUGUGUGCUCUGAUGUGUCCGAUGCACGACGAUUACGACCUGCGGCAGGAGCAGCUGAACAAAGCCUCUCUGCUCUCCUCCAAGAAGUUCCUGGAGAACCUGCUGGAGAAGUUCAUCAGUAACGUGGACCACGGCACAGGAGCGCUAGUGAUCAGCUCGCUGCUGGACUUCCUGACCUUUGCCCUCUGCGCUCCUUACAGCGAGACCACCGAGGGCCAGCAGUUCGACAUGCUGCUGGAGAUGGUGGCCUCCGACGGACGGACGCUCUUCAAGCUCUUCCAGCAUCCGUCGAUGGCGAUCGUCAAAGGCGCGGGUCUGAUCAUGAAGGCCAUCAUUGAGGAGGGAGAUAAGGAGAUCGCCUCGAAGAUGCAGGAGCUGGCUCUGAGCGAAGGAGCUCUACCCAGACACCUGCACACCUCCAUGUUCACCAUCAGCGCUGACCAGCGGAUGCUCACCAACAGGCAGCUGAGUCGUCAUCUGGUGGGUUUGUGGACGGCAGAAAACCCCACCGCCCUGAACCUGCUCAAGAGGAUCCUGCCCACCGGUCUGCUGGCGUAUCUGGACAGCUCUGACCCCGUGCCUGAGAAAGACCUGGACAGAAUGCACAUACGCGACAACGUCAAGAUCGCCACGGACCAGUUUGGCAGGAAUAAAGUCCCGGAGUGGCAGCGUAUCGCAGGUAAAGCUGCUAAAGAGGUGGAGAAGUUCGCCAAAGAGAAGGCCGACAUUGUGCUGAUGCACUGGAGAGAUAAGAUGGGCAUCGCUCAGAAGGAGGACAGGAAUAACCUGAACGCAAACCAGAAGCCGGUCAUCCUGAGGAAGAGACGGCAGCGCAUCAAGAUCGAGUCCAACUGGGAGCUUUUCUACUACAAGUUCCAGCUGGAUCACGCUCGUCCUAACCUGAUCUGGAACCUGAAGACGCGCGAGGAGCUGCGGGACGCUCUGGAGGGAGAGAUGCGCUCCUUCGGUGUGGACCGUGAGCUGGGCAGCGCUAGCGUCAUCUCCUGGAACCACCAGGAGUUCGAGGUGAAGUACGAGUGCCUCUCUGACGAGAUCAGGAUCGGGGAUUAUUACCUGCGUUUGCUGCUGGAGGAAGAUGAGAACGAGGAGUCUGGCGCCAUCAAGAGAUCGUACGAGUUCUUUAACGAGCUCUACCAUCGCUUCCUGCUGACUCCUAAAGUGGCCAUGAAGUGUUUGUGUCUGCAAGCGCUCACCAUCGUGUACGGGAAGUGCUGCGAGGAGAUCGGACCCUUCACUGACACCAAGUACAUCGUGGGCAUGCUGGACCGGUGUACAGACAAGCUGGAGAGAGACAGACUCAUCCUCUUCCUCAACAAACUCAUACUCAACAAGAAAAACGUCAAGGAGAUGAUGGACUCUAACGGAGUGCGUAUAUUAGUGGAUCUGCUCACCCUCGCUCACCUUCACACCAACAGAGCCACUGUCCCACUGCAGAGUAAUGUGUUGGAGGCGGCGCCGGACAUGAAGCGCGAGAGCGAGAAGGAGUGGUACUUCGGUAACGCAGAUAAAGAGAGGAGAGGGCCCUUCAGCUUUGAGGAGAUGCAGGAGUUCUGGAGCGCCGGGACACUGACGGCUAAGACGCGCUGCUGGGCUCAGGGCAUGGACGGCUGGCGGCCGCUGCAGGCCAUCCCGCAGCUGAAGUGGAGCCUGCUGGCCGCAGGACAGGCCGUGAUGAACGAGACGGAUCUGGCCACGCUCAUCCUCAACAUGCUCAUCAGCAUGUGCUCCUACUUCCCCAGCCGGGACCAAGAUAAUGCCAUUAUCAGGCCUUUACCAAAGGUGAAGAGGCUCAUAAGCGACAGCACCUGUCUGCCGCACAUCGUCCAGCUGCUCUUGACCUUUGACCCCAUCCUGGUGGAGAAAGUAGCCAACCUGCUGUACCUGGUGAUGCAGGAUAACCCUAACCUGCAGCGGCUCUACCUGACCGGAGUCUUCUUCUUCAUCAUGAUGUACACCGGCUCCAACGUGCUGCCCGUGGCUCGGUUCUUGAAAUACACUCACCUGAAGCAGGCCUUUAAAUCAGAGGAGGCUAAAGGUCUGGACAUCGUUCAGAGGAGCGUGUUGGGCUCGAUGCUGCCGGAGGCCAUGGUGUGUUACCUGGAGAACUACGAGGCCGAGCGGUUCUCCGAGAUAUUCUUGGGAGAGUUCGACACGCCUGAAGCCAUCUGGAGCAGUGAGAUGAGGCGUAUGAUGAUCGAGAAGAUCGCCGCUCAUCUAGCAGACUUCAGUCCUCGUCUGCAGAGUAACACUCGCGCUCUCUAUCAGUACUGUCCCAUUCCUGUGGUCAGCUUCCCUCAGCUGGACAACGAGCUCUUCUGCAACAUCUAUUACCUGCGACACCUGUGCGACUCCACACGCUUCCCCGACUGGCCCAUACGAGAUCCGGUGAAGCUGCUGAAGGACACUCUGGACGCGUGGAAGAGAGAGGUGGAGAAGAAGCCGCCCUCCAUGUCUGUGGAUGACGCCUAUGAAGUGUUGAACCUCCCUAAAGGACAGGGACAGCAUGAAGAGAGUAAGAUAAGGAAAGCGUAUUUCAGAUUGGCCCAGAAAUACCAUCCAGACAAGAAUCCGGAGGGCAGGGACAUGUUUGAGAAGGUCAACAAGGCCUACGAGUUCCUGUGCACCAAAUCAGCCCGUAUUGUGGACGGUCCUGACCCAGAGAACAUCAUCCUGAUCCUCAAAGCCCAGAGCAUUCUGUUCAACAGACACAAGCACGAACUGGAGCCGUAUAAAUACGCCGGCUACCCCAUGCUAAUUAAGACCAUCACCAUGGAGACGGGUGACGAGCAGCUCUUCUCCAAGACCUCGGCGCUGUUACCGGCCGCCGCUGAGCUGGCCUUCCACACCGUCAACUGUUCAGCGCUGAACGCCGAGGAGCUGCGGCGGGAGAACGGCAUCGAGAUGCUGAUGGAGGCUCUGUCCCGCUGUGUGUCUGUGCUCACCGCCUCCUGCAAACCUGAGGACAUGGCAGUGCAGGUGUGCGGGCACGUCUGCCGGUGCUACAGCGUCGCUGCUCAGUUCGAGGAGUGCAGAGAGAAAAUAGUCGAGCUUCCCAACAUUAUUAGAGAUGUUUGUCACAUUCUCUACUACGGCAAGGGCUUGCCGCGCUUGGCGUCUGUGGUGGUGGAGUGCGUCAGCUCCUUCGCGGUGGACUUCUUCCUGCAGACGCACCUGUAUCAGGCCGGUGUUCUGUGGCACCUGCUGGCGAGCCUCUUCAGCUACGACUACACGCUGGAGGAGAGCGGCGUGCAGGCCAGCCAGGACACCAACCAGCAGCAGGUGUGCAACAGCCUGGCCAAGCUGAGCGUGGUGGCCCUCGGGCGGCUGGCGGGGUACAGCGGGGCCCGGGGCCCGGAGGACGAGCCCAGCGGAGGAGAGCUGCCUCCGGAGAACCCUGCCAUCAGGAAGAGCCUGGCUGCCAUGCUGACGCCCUACAUCUCCCGCAGACUGGGCUGCAGCUCGCCCGCCGAGGUGCUGAAGCUGUUGAACAGUAACUCGGAGACGCCGUAUUUGAUCUGGAACAACGGCACGAGAGCGGAGCUGAUGGAGUUCCUGGAGGAGCAGCAGGAGAGCAACAUCAAGCAGGGCGAGUGCGACAAGAGCUUCGGGUCAGAGUUCCUGUUCAGUGAACACGGGAAGGAGCUGAUCGUGGGAGAGAUCUUCGUUAGGGUUUAUAACGAGCAGCCUGUGUUUCCUCUGGAGCAUCCGAAGGCGUUUGCGUCGAGUCUGCUGGACUAUGUGGGCUCUCAGGCUCAGUAUCUGCACACGCUGCUGGCGAUGACUCAGACUAAUAAAGUGGAGUCGCAGCAGCACGCUCAGAGACUGCGCUGGGCCGAGAUGGCCCUGGAAGCUCUCCGCAACGUCAUCAAGAACAACCCAGGCUCUGAGACGGAGUGCAUCGGUCACUUCAAGCUGCUCUUCUCUCUGCUGAGGGUCCACGGCGCCGGCAGAGUCCAGCAGCUGGCUUUAGAGGUGGUGAAUACUGUCACAUCAAACCAGGACUGCGUCAUCAACAUCGCUGAGUCUCUGGUUCUGCCCAAUCUGCUGGUGCUGCUGCACUCCUUACCGUCCAGCCGUCAGCUGGUGCUGGAGACGCUGUACGCUCUGACCUCUAACACCAAGAUCAUCACUGAGGCCAUGAACAAAGGUGCUCUGAUCUACCUGCUGGAUCUGUUCUGUAACUCCACCCAUCCUCAGGUGCGCUCGCAGACGGCCGAGCUCUUCUCCAAGAUGACCUCGGACAAGCUGGUGGGACCCAAGGUGCGUCUGACGCUGAUGCGCUUCCUGCCGGCCGUCUUCAUGGACGCCAUGCGUGAUAACUCCGAGGCGGCGGUGCACAUAUUCGAGGGAACGCACGAGAACCCCGAGCUGAUCUGGAACGACAGCUCGAGAGAGACGGUCUCCACCAGCGUCAGAGAGAUGAUGCUGGAGCACUUCAAGCAGCAGAAGGACAAUCCUGACGUCAACUGGAAGCUGCCGGAGGAUUUCUCGGUGGCGUACGGAGCGGGUCAGGGCGAGCUGGAGGUCGGCGGGGUGUUUCUGCGGAUCUUCAUCGCUCAGCCCGGCUGGGUUUUACGCAAGCCCAGAGAGUUCCUGGUGUCGCUGAUGGACACGCUGACCACUCUGCUGGAGAAGAACAACCCAAACGGUGAGGCUCUGGAGACGGUGACCACCGCAGCCGUGUGUCUCUUCAGCUCACAGACGCAGCUGGCCGAUCAGGUUCCUCCUCUCGGUCAUCUGCCCCGCGUCCUGACCGCUCUCAACCACAAGAACAACGCCGUGCCCAAGAGUGCCAUCCGCCUCAUCCACGUGCUGUCAGACAACGAGCUGUGUGUGCGCUCCAUGGCUGCGCUGGACACCAUCGGCCCGCUGAUGACGGGGAUGAAGCUCAGGGCUGAUAUGGCAGGACUGGCCUGUGAGGCUCUGAACCGCAUGUUCCAGCGAGAGCAGACCGAGCUGGUCGCACAGGCUCUCCGGGUGGAUCUGGUGCCGUACCUGCUGAAGCUGUUGGAGGGAGUCGGGUUGGAGACUCUGGAAAACCCAUCAGCAACCAAAGCUCAGAUCGUCAAAGCGCUCAAAUCCAUGACCCGCAGCCUGCAGUUUGGAGAACAGGUGAAUGAGAUCCUCUCUCGUUCCACUGUGUGGAGUGCCUUCAAAGACCAGAAACACGACCUCUUCAUCUCUGACUCCCAGACCGCAGGUUACCUGACGGGUCCAGGAGUGGCAGGUUAUCUGACAGCGGGCAGCGGCUCUACAGUCAUGCCAAGCGUCCCGCCCCCCGUAGACAACGACAUCGGAGACCUGGGCUGAACCAGACUAAUACAACACCAGACAAACCCGGACACAGACGGACCGGCUCCGGAGCGCCGCCACCCUGAUCCUGAUCCUGAUCCUGAUCCUGAUCCUGAUCCUGAGUGACAGAGACACAGACAGAACGAGACUCCCUCACAGCACUUCAUGAUUCCUGCGUUUUAACACUUCCUCCUCUUUCAUUUUAUAUCCACUCACAUCUCGUAAAUCAUUUCUUUCCAUGGAGAGUAAAAUAGUUUACUUUUGUAUUGAGAGAUUUUUAUGCAUUUGUUUUUUCUGCAUUAUGCAUUUGCUUCGGUGAGUUGAUGGAUGGCGGUCAUGUUGGCUCUGAUUCGUUGUCUCUUCGUCUUCCUGCGUUUCUGCUCAUGUCUCGACUCGUAUCUGUCCCCGUCUCCACACGCUUUCCGUUUUAUAAAACGCAGCCUUGCAUCUCUGUAUUGUUUCUUUUAUUCUGAAGUACUGGAGUAAGUGCUCGGUGACGGAAGGAAGAGCGCCUUGAGAAGGAACCUGUGAAACUGUGAUUAUUCAUCAUGAGUUUGUGCCGCUGCUUGAGAUUGUCUCUCAUCUCAUCAUCCUGUAAACCGACAAAAACCUUCCUUCCCCACAAAGCACUCGACUAUUUAUACCUGAAUAAAUCAAGAACAACUGAAAACGAGCGUCUGAAAGGACAGUGGACAAAUUGUACUGACUCUGAUUACAUGUAUGUGAAAGACUAGUGCAAUUGUGAAAUGUUAAAUGUAAUAUGCCGUACAUAAACUUUCUAUAUUGAAUGUACAUUAAUAAAAAAGUAAAUCAGUUGCACUUGUACAUAAAAUUUUAAGAAUAAAAGGGAAUCCACA